AUGGCAACCGAAGCCCAACCCAUCUUCCGCGCUGUUGCGACGUCGACGAGGCCGUUGUAUCAGCUCCUAAAGUGCAUCAACUUUGCACCUCGAGUUCACGUUCAGAUCACAGACGAAGGUGUCCGUUUUUCGACCGAUCAUGCGCGAGUGAUGCAAGGGGUUGCAUUCCUCGACAAAGGUCUUUUCUCAUCGUUUACCGCCAACGUUCCUUCACAGGAAGGUCCGGAUCCCCCAGAUCUACCAAGCUUUCAACUUUCUUUGAACUCUAUCCUCGAGGUUCUCCAGAUCUUUGGCGCCGUCGACGUGGCCACUCGCGCUCAGAAAGCUGAGCAGGACCCUUACCGGAGUAAUCUGCGAAACUAUCGCCCCGAUGCCUUCAGCAACCAGACCCUCGGGAUUUCAGGAACCUGCACCCUUUUGUACAAUGAAGAAGGAGAUCCAUUCAAGAUCACGAUCGAAGAGUCUGGAGUGAAGACUACGGCAUCCUUGACAACCUACUUGCCGGAAAUUCCUGAUGAAAUUCCUUUUGAUCGCAACGACCUCGCCUUCAAGAUGAUCAUGCAGUCUCGAACACUUCUAGAUUCACUCGCCGAGAUCUCUCCCACGGCUCCUACGAAAUUGACAAUCACUGCCACAAAGACCACGCCUUUCCUCUCGCUGGCCGGUGUAGGUGACCUCGGCAGCUCCGGCGUGGACUUUGCGCGUGGAAGGGAUCUCAUUGAAUCGUUAGGCAUUCGAGAGCGAUGGUCGCAGUGCUACAAGUUUGACUUUAUCAAGAAUUCAUCAGAGGCGAUGCGGAUCGCAACCAAGGUCAGCCUCAGAGGCGAUGGACAAGGAGUACUAAGCUUGCAAUUCAUGGUCGAGAUGGAGGGUGGCAAGCAGAGUUACUUGGACUUUCGGUUCAUCCCGUUCAUCCAGCAUGAUGAGGACGAUGACGAAGAGAGCACUGGGGAGGCGGAAUAG
Fusarium keratoplasticum is the source of this 963-nucleotide messenger RNA. RefSeq lists its product as uncharacterized. Gene Ontology annotation, biological process: DNA damage checkpoint signaling; DNA repair. NCBI's taxonomy places the organism in Eukaryota, Fungi, Ascomycota, Sordariomycetes, Hypocreales, Nectriaceae. Gene Ontology annotation, cellular component: nucleus; checkpoint clamp complex. The coding region runs from base 1 to 963 and encodes 320 amino acids. The transcript has 2 exons. The record is from RefSeq and is a predicted model, not a curated record.